Molecule: messenger RNA, 1552 nt
Organism: Cynara cardunculus var. scolymus (artichoke)
Lineage: Eukaryota; Viridiplantae; Streptophyta; Magnoliopsida; Asterales; Asteraceae
Product: D-glycerate 3-kinase, chloroplastic
Exons: 12
Coding region: 32-1378 (448 amino acids)
Biological process (GO): photorespiration
Cellular component (GO): cytoplasm
Source: RefSeq, a predicted model, not a curated record
UCCCACUCCAGAAAGCCACUGUGGGAGGACCAUGAGUAGCUCAUCAAUGGCGGUGGUUAUGGAUGCUUUGCAUCGACCAUCGAAACCUGUGCUAACGCCGUCUUCAUCUUCAACCUCAGCCUCACUUGACCGGAGUUUUAACUAUAAUAAUCAUCUAUCGAGCAGGUUCCUUCCACUCCCGAUAACUACCACUAGCAGCUUCACAUCACAUCGCAUCACUUCUCAAUUGCCCGUCCAAUCCUCCAAAUCAGGUCAUGGAUGUUCUUGGAUGCAAGACAACUCAACCUAUAAGGAUAUUGUAGUCAAUAAUGGAAGGAGGCAGGGUCCAUUUCGUUCUGUGUUUCCAUCUACGCCUGCAGAAGUUUCCUCUGUGAAGGAUCUCUUCGAGUUUAUAUGCUCAGGUCCCCUUAUGGACAAACUUGGAUUCACCCAAGAGACGGUAGCCAACUCUAUAGACAAGUGGCUAGAGAAGGGAUUUCACGUGUGUCAAUUGUUUAACCUCAAUGAGCUAUACCUGACAACACCCCAGAAAGCUAGAAUUUAUCACUACUAUAUCCCUGUCUACUUGUGGUGCGAACAGCAGAUAUCUGAUCACAGGUCCACGUUCAAAGAAGGAGAUGAUAUCCCUCCUUUGGUGAUUGGCUUUAGUGCUCCACAAGGUUGUGGGAAGACUACACUCGUCUUUGCUCUGGACUAUCUUUUUCGAACUUCAGGGAGGAAGUCUGCAACUAUAUCCAUUGACGACUUCUAUUUAACAGCUGAUGAUCAGGCUAAACUGAGAGAAAACAAUCCUGGCAAUUCUCUUUUAGAGUUUCGUGGAAAUGCUGGAAGCCAUGAUCUUUCUCUGUCUGUUGAAACACUGACAGCUCUGGGGAAAUUGUCUAAAGAAGGUUUGAAGAUGAAGCUGCCCAGAUAUGAUAAAUCUGCAUACAAAGGUAGAGGUGACAGAGCUGAUCCCUCCACAUGGCCUGAGGUUGAAGGACCUCUAACGGUAGUUCUAUUCGAGGGUUGGAUGCUUGGUUUUAAGCCUGUUCCUGGCAAAGUGGUCAAAGCUAUCGAUCCACAGCUAGAAAUAGUGAACAAAAACCUCGAGGCUUAUUAUGAUGCAUGGGACAAGUUCAUAAAAUCAUGGAUUGUCAUCAAAAUUAAAGACCCGAGUUGUGUCUACCAAUGGCGGUUACAGGCAGAGAUUGCCAUGAGAGAAGCAGGGAACCCUGGGAUGUCUGAUGAGGAGGUUAUGGAUUUUGUAUCAAGAUAUUUGCCAGCAUACAAGGCAUACCUUCCUACACUCUACACGGAAGGACCAAAGGGAUCAGAUUCUAAGCGCACACUUGUUGUUGAAAUUGAUGAAGAAAGAAACCCGAUCCUUGCUGGCUAAAUAGAGGUAACUACUACUACAGAUUCAUUGUCUUACUUGGUGUUCAUAGUCUUUAAUUUGUAUAUUGGAAAAGCCUACAUGGUAUAAUAAUAAUUCAAUUUUUUCUGUCCUAUUCUAGUGUAAAUGAAAGGUAUGCUACUUACACACUGCUUAAUAAAAGUAGUUCUCUCUCUC